Ziziphus jujuba (common jujube) is the source of this 5171-nucleotide messenger RNA. RefSeq lists its product as uncharacterized. The transcript is spliced from 5 exons. The record is from RefSeq and is a predicted model, not a curated record. NCBI's taxonomy places the organism in Eukaryota, Viridiplantae, Streptophyta, Magnoliopsida, Rosales, Rhamnaceae. The coding region runs from base 192 to 4826 and encodes 1544 amino acids.
UUGAAAAAACAGUCUUCUUUCUCUCUCUCUCUCUCUCUCUCUCUCUCUUCCUACAGUGUCCGUACAGAAAACACUCUCAAUAGAGAGAGAGAGAGUAUCUAGACUUGGAAAGGACUUCUCGCUAGUCUCGGUGUUUGGUCGGCUUUCUUUCUCAUUUUCUUUUGGGAUUUUCACUCUGUUCCUUGAGACAUAUGGAUAAAGAAGAUCAUAGAAAAAACCAUAAUUCAUCAGGCCAUGAAAGCCAUUCAGUCCAUGUCUGUCACAAAUGUGGAUGGCCAUUUCCAAACCCACACCCCAGUGCAAAACAAAGAAGGGCACAUAAGAAGAUCUGUGGAACUAUUGAAGGUUACAGGUUGGUUGACUCGGAGGAAAAUGCCCAUUCGAAUCAUUCUUCUGAUGAGCAUCUUUCUGAUGAAGACCAAAAGAUUCACAGUCCGAAAUUCUUUGAAGCGAUUGACAAGCCUAGUGGUAGAGCCGGGGAAACGUCAAAUAGAUUUGAAGAUGAUGUGUUUUCGGAUGCUGCUGCGGAAUUUUUAGACAGCGGAUCUGGUGCGGGGACCCGAGAACAACCUCCAAAUGAUGUGGACAAUAUUCUUAAGAAUGAGACGAAUACCAUCCAAUCAAUUAAGAAUGAUCCAACUGCUGAAACUAGUAUCCCUCUAAGCAAUGCUACUGCCAGCCAUCCUGAAAUUCCAGGGGCUGCCAGUAAUCAAUUGAUGACUGAGCCAGAGUUGCAAGAACCUCCAUCAAGCUUUACAUUCAAUACUACAAGUUCUGUUGCAGAAUCAAUAACUGAAGAUUCAUCCCCAUUGCUUCUUGGUGAUAAAAGUGGAUUAACUGAUGACUUGUAUCCCCUCAAAUCUGAAAGCAGUAAACCUCUAAGCGAUGCAACUGACAGCUGUCCUGAAAUUCCAGGGGCUGCUAGUAAUCAAUUGAGUACUGAGCUGGAGUUUCAAAAACCUCCAUCAAGCUUUACGUUCAGUUCUACGAGUUCUGUUGGAGAUUCAAUAACUGAAGAUCCUUCCGCGCUGCUUCUUGGUGAUAAAGAUGGAUUAACAGAUGACUUAUAUCCCCUCAAAUCUGAAAUUAAAAAGGAGGCAUUGGAUGAGAAUCAGAAGAUGAAUGUCACUAAUGAUGUUGCCACUUGCUCAUUAAUAUCUGUUGGGCAGGGGAGCGAUCUGAAUGAAACGAAAGAGUCUGAUUUUGGUAGCAAUUUACCAGAUGAAAUGAUCCCACCUAAAAUAGCUAAUGAUACAGCUGAGGCAGUGGAUGAAUUCGAAGAAACAGUUAAAAUAAUUUCAGAAUCAUUGCCACCUUUGCCAGCUUGUAGUGUUGUCCAAUCUCAGGGAGAGCAUAUUGAAGGUUUUCCAGGGGCUAUUAGCAAUCAAUUAAGGACUGAGCCAGAGUUACAAGAACCUCCAUCAACUUUUACAGUCGGUACUAAGAGUUCUGUUGCAGAUUCGAUAAGUGAAGAUUCAUCACCUCUGCUUCUUGGUAAUAAAAAUGAAUUAACAGAUGACUUAUAUCCCUUCAAAUCUGAAAUUCAAAAGCAGGAAUUGGAUGAGAAUGAGAAGGCAAAUGCCACUACUUAUGUUGCGACUAGCUCUUUAAUAUCUGUUGGACAGGAGAGUGAUCUGAAUGAAAGGAAAGAGACUGAUUUGGGCAGUAAUUUACCGGAUGAAAUGAUCUCAAAUGGUAAAGUAGCUGAUGAAACAACUGAGGCAGUGGACAAAUUAGAAGAGACAGUUAAAAUAACUUCAGAAUCAUUGCCAGCUGUGCCAACUGAGAGUGUCGUCCAAUCACAGGGAGAGCAUAUUGAAGGAUCUCAAGUGAAGAUUCCUCAAACUUACCUUCCUCUUGAAGUUGGGUCUGUUGAACAUGUGAAUGCUUCUGUUGACGAAACAACUGAGGCAGUGGACAAAUUAGAAGAGACAGUUAAAAUAACUUCAGAGUCAUUGCCAGCUGUGCCAAAUGAGAUUGUCGUCCAAUCACAGGAAGAGCAUGUUGAAGGAUCUCAAGUGAAGAUUCCCCAAACUUACCUUCCUCUUGAAGUUGGGUCUGUUGAACAUGUGAAUGCUUCUGUUGAUGAAACAACAGAGGCAGUUGGCAAAUUAGAAGAGACAGUUAAAAUAACUCCAGAAUCAUUGCCAGCUGUGCCAACUGGCAGUGUCGUCCAGUCACAGGAAGAGCAUAUUGAAGGAUCUCAAGUGAAGAUUCCCCGAACUGACCUUCCUCUUGUGGUUGAGUCUGUUGAACAUGUGAAUGCUUCUGUUGAUAUUGUUGAAACUGAGGUGGAUAGGAGAGAAGAAAUGAAAUUUGCAAAUUCUGGUGAUUUAAUUGAAACUGGCAACAGGAAGGAAGAAGGGAAUGAGAAUGUGCAUGUGCUUUCUGUGCCUGAUGACAUGCAUGUAGUAGACCAUCCUGAGAUCAUGAUUGAAGAUUUCAAGGACCAUCAUGGUGUGAAAUUAUAUCAAUCUGCAACCUUAGAAUCAUGCAAACCGAUUAGGGACAAUGGAGAGUCUGUUAAGGGUCCUGUUUCUCAGGACUCAUCAGAUAGUCAUGUUUUGGAGGAUAGCACCCAACCAGAUCAAGGGAGCAGCAUUUCUGUGCUUAGAGAAGUGGCUCUUGAAGAGGAAGCAAACUCAUCUAUGAUCAAUGUUAAGAGUGGUGAAAACCAAAGACCAGAUGAUAUUGGAGCCCCUGAUCAUGCCAUGAUGGCACAGAUAGAUAAGAACUUUUCAGUUGACACUCUUGAAGAACAAGAACCUUAUCAUAACAAAGGAACUAAAAAGGAUGAGGAGGAUGUUCUUGAUUUGGGGUCAAGUCAGUUAAGUGGAGGUGAUGUGGUCUCCUCAUCAGAUAGGAAUGUUUCAGAAAAUAGCAUCCAACCAGAUCAAGGGAGCAGCAUCCCCGUGGUUAGAGAAGUGGCUCCUGAAGAGGAAGCCAAUUCAUCACAGAUCAAUGUCAAGAUUAGUGAAAACCAAGGACCAGAUGAUAUUGUAGCCUCUGAUCAUGCUGUGGUGGCUCAGACAGAUAAGAACUCUUCAGUCGGCACUCCUGAAGAACAAGAAUCUUAUGAUGACAAAGGAACUAAAGAGGAUGACCAUACAGACUCAAAAGUUACUCCUGAAUCUGCUAGUAUUCUAUCAGAAAUCCGAGUUAAUCCUUCUACCAAUUUACAGGAAGGAGAUGAUGUUGAGAUAAAUAUUGAAAGCGGAAAAGAUGCCAUAACUAGAGAUUUUGGCAAUGAUGUUGCGGAACAUGUGAAAGCUGAAACUGGAGAUGACAACAGUAGCAGAUUUAAAGGGUAUAACUUACAGGAUGGACAUGAUAUUGGUAAUAAUGGGAGUGGAGAAAUUGAGAGGGAUGAUAAGAUUGGAGAUGCUGGUUAUGUUGCUGUGCAUGUGAAAAAUGAGAAUGGAAAUGCUAUGGACAGUGAACUCAAGGAGGAGCCAGAAAACCCUAUCAUCACUCUCGAUUCAGCUAGUAAGAUCUCUGAACUUCAAGUUAAGCCAGCAACUAACUUAUGUGAAGGUGAUGAUGCCAGCGCCAGUGAGAAGGAUAAAAUUGAGAAGUUUAUUAAAGAUGGAAGUGAAAGUGGGGAUGGACAUGCAGAGGAAAAUCUGUCACAAAAGCAAACAACCCCCCCUAUAUCUGCUAGCAUUCUUCCAGAAUCCCAAAAUAUUGCAGAAGAUUUAGCAGUUGAGUCUAUGGAAAAGUUACCGGAAAUUGGGUCCACAGAUAAGGGCAGUGCUUCAGAUUCUAGCAAAGUAGUUAGUGACACAGUUUUUGGUUCUCAGCUAGUUUCAGAUGCUCAGAUAGGAAUAUUAGAACAUAAACUCAAUGUAAAUGACAAAGAGCAGGAAGAUGUUGUUGUAGUCAGCAGUGCUGCUGUAUCAGAUAGUGGUGUAGAUUUUGUGCCAUCACAAAAUACUUUGGAAGGCCAUGUAAUCAAAGAGCAAGAUCUUUCUUCUCUAGAUGCUGAAACUUCUAUUGGAGAAAGCCGUGACCUUAGUGGGGCUACUUCUGGGCUUGGUUCUCAACCUUUGCAAGAGGAUAGACAACAGUUAGGUCCACCUGCAGUGGAUGUUUCAGUUGACUCGAGUAGCAUAAGUGAUAGUCUUGAAGGCAACUGGGGAUCUAUUUCAGUGCUUUCUACUCAGUCAGAUGCACAAGCUAUUAUUGAUGCAGAAGCUUUACCACCAGCAGGUUCUCAAGGAACAAGAGAGAAUGUCCACUCAAAGCAACCAAAAGUUGCAUCUGGAAGUGACCAUCCUGACAAAUCAGAAAUGUAUGAGGCACCUUCUUUUAUGACAUUAGUUGAAUCUGGAGGUGGGAGAGAUAAAGAAGCCACUGAUUCUGAAAUCCAAACGGUUCAGAACCCACAGCAGUCAAACUCUUCACCAUUGCAGGCUGGGUGGUUUCCUUCUCUUACUCAUGUCGUGAAUGAAUCACAAGGUAGAAAGAAGAAUGAAGAAAGAAUUGCCAAGGUGACAAACUGGAGCACUGGGAAGCAACACACUCCUUUGAAAAACCUUUUGAAUGAGGCCUCUCUAGAACACAAACCUAGGUCACCGAACCCCAAAGAAAAUCUAGCUCCCAGUCCUCAGAAAGGUGACAAAGCAGCAAGGGAUAGUGUUCCAGUAGCUAAAACAGUGAAUUCCAAUAGGGAUCCUCAAUCACCUGCACACAAGAUUGCUAGUCGAGAGGCUGGAAAAGAAUGGGACUCACCGGCAAGGUACCGUUCAGAUAUCAGUAGAGAAAAGAGGAGAGCAAAGAAGAAACCAUACUGGACACAAUUUGUAUGCUGUUCAUCUGUGAACUAGAAUCCCAAGUAUCUCCUUCAUGAAAAUAUUGAGACGUGGACAACGCUUCACUGACUGAUUAAUUCUGAAGUUUUGUGAUGGUGAAGUUCGGGCUGUAGAUGCAAAUCUAGUCUUCGCUGGUGUUAGUUGUCAUUUUAGUGCUUCUAUAAACUAUACGUACAUAAAUUGUUCAUUAAUUUGUUAGUCAUAUGGUAUAUGAGAAGUACUCUGGUGUAUGUUAGGGUUACCAACUGGGGGGUAUAUUGCAGAAUGUCAUAUGAAUUUGCUAGGCAUAUGUCAUGUUCGCCUUUGUCUCAUUGUAGAGAACUGAUACUUUAUCAUUCCAAUGCUGUUUCAUAUUGUGUU